Messenger RNA from Plectropomus leopardus (leopard coralgrouper), 435 nucleotides. RefSeq names its product chemokine-like protein TAFA-5. Gene Ontology annotation, biological process: G protein-coupled receptor signaling pathway. The record is from RefSeq and is a predicted model, not a curated record. Gene Ontology annotation, molecular function: G protein-coupled receptor binding; receptor ligand activity. NCBI's taxonomy places the organism in Eukaryota, Metazoa, Chordata, Actinopteri, Perciformes, Serranidae.
AUGCAGCUCCUCCGGCUGGCCUGGGCUCUGACUGCCGCUGCGGUCUGCUUCCUGCUCCUCCUGCUGCUCCACAACCACAUCCUCAGAGAAGGUCAGCUGGCGGCGGGGACCUGUGAGAUUGUCACCCUGGAUCGGGACAGCAGCCAGCCGAGGAGGACCAUCGCCCGACAGACGGCCCGCUGUGCCUGCAGGAAGGGACAGAUCGCUGGCACGACACGAGCCAGACCCGCCUGUGUGGACGUCCGUAUCGUGUGGAGUCGACAGUGGUGUGAAAUGUCUCCAUGUUUGGAUGACGAAGGUUGUGAUCUCCUGGUCAAUCAGUCGGGCUGGACCUGCACGCAACCAGGAGGCCGAGUCAAGACCACCACGCGCUUCUCCUCCGGUGGGAACUUGUUGUUGUAAAGAUGGACAGCAGAGCGAGGAGGUGCUUGCCGU